AUGCCAUCAAGCGUGAGGAUCAGUAGACGAGAAGCAGAGUUCUAUGAGCUUACCGAUUCCGAGUGGUCCACCGCAUCCUGCUUGCUAUGGAAAAAGGCAGCCUACAAGAUUUCAAGGGGGAAAACACUUGAUGAGAUUACUGCAACUGGGUGUGCUGUUCCCAGAAAUGCACAGAAGCUUGCAGAUAGUAGUGGUGAACUCCUACCAGCAGAUGGCAGACAUAGUAGGAAGUCUGUAGCAGGUGUUUCGGAACCCCCAUCAGCUGACUCCAGCCGUGCAGGGAAGCCUUUAGUAGCUGUUUCCAAAUAUGCACAGAAGCUUGCAGAUCGCAGAUGUAGCAGGAGGUCUGUUGCAGAUGUUCCUGAAACCCUAUCAGCUGACUCCAGCCACGUGAGGAAGCCUUUAGCAGGUGGUGGUACUUGUAGGUCAGUGAAAGCUAAAGGGGAAAAGAGAGCUUGGUCAGAAGAAGAAAUCCAGGCAGUAAAAUCAAGGAAAACACUACUUGCUCUCAUGUUACCAGGAAAACAAGACAUCGAGGCAAUGCAGCAGGAACACCCGAUCCUGCAUUCCAGGUUCUGGAGGAAUAUCAAAGACUACUUCAGAAAUGAUAGUAGUAAACUUUUGGCUUUAAAUUAGGUUGUAAGUAUGCAAACAAUUGUUCAUAGUUGCUUUAUUGCUAUUCAUUAGGGGUGUCCAAAUGACUUGCCAGAAGGUUUACGAACUCAGUUUUAGACUUAAUCUUUGGGGCCUUGAAUUGUGCAUUUUUUGUGUUUCUUUGAUUGUUGGUAGGCUACAGCUAUUGAGCAUAAUAGAGGAGAUUACAUGCUCUUAUUUUGAAGUAAUGAUUAUUUGGUAUUGUGCCAGGUGCAGUGUUGAAAAGGUUCUUUCAAGUUGUCCAGAAAAAUUGUGCAUAGUUGCAUUACCAUUAUUCAGGGGGGGGUGCCCAAAUAACUUGCCAGAAGUUUUACAAACUCAGUUUUAGACUUAAAUCCUUGUGCCUUUUAUUAUGUAUUUUUCAUUUGAUUGUUGGUAGGCUACAGUUAUUGAGAAUGAUAAAGGAGAUUACAUGCUUUCAUUUUAAUUUAAUGAGU
Acanthaster planci (crown-of-thorns starfish) is the source of this 1091-nucleotide messenger RNA. RefSeq lists its product as uncharacterized. The record is from RefSeq and is a predicted model, not a curated record. Lineage: Eukaryota; Metazoa; Echinodermata; Asteroidea; Valvatida; Acanthasteridae.